Molecule: messenger RNA, 11279 nt
Organism: Leptopilina boulardi
Lineage: Eukaryota; Metazoa; Arthropoda; Insecta; Hymenoptera; Figitidae
Product: homeobox protein abdominal-A homolog
Exons: 4
Coding region: 2662-3930 (422 amino acids)
Biological process (GO): negative regulation of transcription by RNA polymerase II; anterior/posterior pattern specification
Cellular component (GO): nucleus
Molecular function (GO): RNA polymerase II cis-regulatory region sequence-specific DNA binding; DNA-binding transcription factor activity, RNA polymerase II-specific
Source: RefSeq, a predicted model, not a curated record
CUUUCCGUCGGCAAACUAUUUCCUUCUAGAAAAAGUUUCUCGUAAAAUUCGCUCAAUCGAUAAUAUCGAAACUAUUUUUUUGACGAAUUUGAAAUUUUUUUUUUCUUGAUUCACAAAUCAAAUUCUGAUUUGUUUUUUUUUUUAGGUACUAGAAUUAACGAAAUGAUGAUAAUAAGUUUGGUUCUGACUUUUAUAUCAUACAAACAUAGGCCAUAAAAAACAUUUACGACUUUUUGGCUCGCGGCUAGUCUCGCACUGAGAGAAAAAAAAAGAAAUGAAAUCAAAAGCCGGUUUCACAAAGACACUUUUUUUUUGCCGUAUUUAUAAGAGUUGUUCUGAUUAAUUUUAUUGCUUCUAAUAAUAACAACGUGAUUUAUGACAUCCGAUGCAAGUUCAUGAACUGAGGAUAUCCUUCUUUCUUAUAGAAAAAAAAAUAAAUAGGAAAAUUUAGGUAGAUUAAAUAAAUUUAGAAGGUAAAUAAUUUUGAGUGAAGAUCCGGUGGGAGGAGGUAUAUAUGAAAUUUUUGGGGAUGAUACGGAAAUUGUGUAUUUUGGUUGAAUGCAAUAUAUAAGUUGUUUGACGCCAACUGACAGUCGAGUAUAUUCGUGAGAGUAAAGCGUAACUGCGAGUUUAGGAGAGAUCUAUUCGCAAGAGGAGGGGAAAUAAGAAGAAGGGAUGGGGGGAAGAAGAAGAUAGCAAGAGGGAGACGGCAGAUAGAACGAGAUGUGUCAUUGAGAGAGAAGAUUAAGUGAGAAAUGAGAAUUAAGAUUUCGGUAGAGCAAAAAGGUAAAUAAGACGAGAAACAAUAUAUGUAUAUGAGUAUAAUAAAAUCGAAAGAGGAGAACAGAAGGAAAAAAUUGGACUUAAACAAAUAAUAUAAAAUUAUACUAGACAAAUAAUAUAAAAUUAUAUUAGAUAAAUAAUAUAAAUUAGACUCAACAAAUAUGACUGUCACGCUCCACGGUGAAAGGGACCUUAGUUGCAAACAAAUUUUAGGUUAUGUUUAGUGAUUCACCAUCAUUAAACAUUUAUUUUUAAUUAUGCCAUGGAAAAAUAUUUUUAUCUGGAACAGCGAUAUGUUUCUAAAAUAGCUUUUAUAUUUUUUUAUAUUAAAAACUGUGUUUUAUAUUAAAAUAACUUUUAUAUUAAGAAACUUUUUGUAGUAUCGCUUUAAAAAACACAAACAUAACCUAAAAUUUGUUUGCAGCUAAGGUCCCUAUCGCCGUGGAGCGUCACAUAUUUAAAAAUAAAUUAUAUUUAAGAAUAGAGGAUAUUUAAAAACAAAUUAUAUUUUAAAAUAAAGGAUAUUUAAAAAUAAAAGAUACUUAAACAUAAAGGAUAUUCAAAAAUAAACUCCAAAAUACAAAAAAAAAGUACAAAAUAGUUUUGGGAAAAUAUAAGAAGUACAGGUAAAAAUGAUGUGAGGGAGAAAUAAUAAGCAAUGAUAAGUAUGUACUUGGAGAAGAAUAGGAGGCAUAACAUACAGAAAGAUAGAAGUAAGCCGAAAAGAUAAAUGAACAAAGAAAAAGGGGGGAGAUACGAGGAGCAGAGUUUAAAAAAGAUUGAAAAAAAAAUCCAAAAACGAUGAAGAGAGAGGCAAAAGAAGAGAAAUAGAACAAAAUUUGAAGAAAAAGAGAGAAAUUAGAAAAAGGCCGAUAGUUCUUAUCAUAUAUGAGAAAGAGAAGGAUAGUUAGAAAAAGUGAGAUGGAUCACUGAAGAAAGAGACAAGAUCGAUGAAAAGAGAGAGAGAGAAGACACUCUCUUCAUUUCUAACAGAGAGAGAGAGAGAAAAAACCCAAAACGAUGAUACGAAAAGAAAGAGAUGAUUUGAAGUGAAAGAGAGAAAGAAUACCAAAAAGAGAGAAGGAAUACCGAAAAGAGAGAAAGAAUACCGAAAGAGAGUAAGAACAUCGAAAAAGAGUAAGAGCACCAUAAGAGUAAGAGAGAAAUACCAAAAAGAAAGAGGAAAAAUAACAAAAAAGAAGAAAACGAAACGAGAGAAAAAGAGAGAGGCUGAAGAAAAGAGAGAGUAUUGAGAAACAGAGAGAGAAAGAAAGUACAAGAGCGAGAUGGAAUCGGAGAGUGAGAGAGAGAUAAGAGAGAGAUAGUGGAGUGAGAAGGAGAAGUAGAGAAAGAGGGAAAACGAAGAGACCCAUUCAUCUUGGCGCGCCUAGCCUGUACGGGAUUGGCUGUGGGUGAGUGAGGCCGUCAGUUGAUUGGCCGGUUCUGUUUACCAGCUGUGUUGAAUUCAGGAGAGGGAGGCGAGAGACAAGCGGCGCCAUUAUUGUAAGGGGUUACAUUUAGCUGGCUGUGGUGUGUAGUACGCGGCGUUCGGGAUAGGGGGCUAUAGUACCCUCAUGCAUGGCCCAUAAAGGAUUCGUCGACUAUCCGAGAAGUACGCAAGAAACGGCUUCUAACACCUGACAGGCCACGCUCCUCCUUGGUCUCGUGUUUAUAUUCCCAAGACCAGCUGAUCACAAUUUCAAAAUAAUUUUUUUCCUUUUUAAAAUAGGAUGCGUAAGUGUCAAUAAAAAAAUAGUGAGCGAGGAGGAAUACGAAAUCGCGAAAGAAUAUGUGCGGGACCAAUAUGGUGUUGUUGGUGGACUGUGGUGACCAGUGCGGGUGUUGACUGUCCAAGGAGGGACGCACGGCGGCGGCGAUAUGAGUUCGAAAUUCAUAAUAGAUAGUAUGCUACCAAAGUAUCAUCAACAAUUUCAUCAUCAACAAUUGUUCUCAAGCGCGAAUCCAAGCUCAGUUCAGGCCUGUUCAUCGAGUCCAGUUUCAAGUUUAGAGUCGAGUUUAUCGGCAGUUGCUGCCGCGGCUGUUAAUUACGCUCAACAUAAUUCACCGAGUCCGACGGGCUCGAGUCCUCAGCACUCAGGAAGUUCGGCCUCAACAUCACCGGCGGCGCGCGCCACCUCCAGUAUGUACCCCUAUGUAUCAGCGGCUGCGGCCCAUCAUCAUCAUCAACAACAACAAGCGGUAGCGGCCGCCGCUUUUGGUGCCACAUCGGGUAUGGUACCUGGUUUUGGUUCAUCAGCGGCGUCAAGCGCUGCAUUAGCGGCAGCGGCGGCCGUUGACGCUGCAACAACCGGUGACAAAUCAUGCAGGUACACUGCAAGUUUAACGGGAAAUGUUGCACCAUCGGCAAAUGAUCCAAUGGUAAAUUAUACAUUGGGACAUCAUCAUCAAAAUGGAGCAACCCCCGGGGGACUUGUGUCCUCAGCGUCGGCGUCCUCAGCUGUAUCAGCGGCAUCGGCUUCAAUGGCGGCUGCUGCACAAUUUUAUCAUCAAGCAGCAGCAGCGUCCGCUGUUGUUGAUCCUCUUGCUUCCUGUCAACAACCAACCCCAGGACAACCUGGAAUUCCAGAGAUACCACGCUAUCCAUGGAUGUCCAUCACCGAUUGGAUGAGUCCCUUCGACAGAGUCGUCUGUGGGGAGCGCAUGUCCAAUCUAAAUACCCUGGACAUAUGCCGUUCUGAGCCGUUGUCAAAGCAGAAUUUCAAUGAUCUUACUUGGGAGGGUCAAUAUUAUAGUCCAAAUGGUUGUCCGAGGCGUAGAGGUCGACAAACCUAUACACGAUUUCAAACGUUGGAAUUAGAGAAGGAAUUUCAUUUCAAUCAUUACCUAACGAGAAGACGACGAAUAGAAAUAGCGCACGCACUUUGUUUAACGGAGAGGCAAAUCAAGAUUUGGUUUCAAAAUCGACGGAUGAAAUUGAAGAAGGAAUUAAGGGCGGUUAAAGAAAUAAACGAGCAGGCUCGUCGUGAACGUGAAGAGCAAGAUAUGAUGAAAAAACAACAGGCUGAAAAACAAGCAAAAAUGCAACAGGAGCAACAAAAUGCCCUUCAGCAUCAACAACACCACGUUGGUGGUCUCGAUAAAACGCAAACCGAUCUCCUCAAGGCUGUCAGUAAAGUUCAGGCAUAGGGUACAACAUUGCUCACUUCACUCUCUCUUGCCUAGGAGUUAUAAUUAUUAAAUAGCACACAUACACUUACACACACACACAUACAAAAAAAAAAUAAAACACUCGACUACGUACUUAUACCUUUUGGCGAGGCCAAAACAAGCGUUAAUCGUGGUCUCGCUCGACUGAUUCUAGAAUGUAUUUUUUGUAAGACGGAAGUGACAAUGAGCCAUCGUGAUCUUCGUAUGAUCGGCUUUUGUCCAGGACAACAGUGUGUCAAAAAUGACACCCCUCCACCCCCCUAAUUCCCCUCACAUAUGGCAACAAGUUGUCGAAGAGAUGAAGACUGCAUCGUUUACGUUUUUCCUGUUCCCUUUUAAAAAAAAGAAUAGAAGAACAGAAUUCCCCUUUUCAAAAAUGGUCCUUUCUCUCCGAGGAACCUUUUUUAUUUUUGAUCCAGAAAAUCUGGAUAUGGCUAAAGUGCAACAAAUUCCUGAAAAAAAGGAAUUGAUAGUUUAGAGAGCCUCUUUCGUUCGUUGAACGAUUCUCAUCGACUCCCUAUAAAAACGGCGACUUCUCAAGAUUUCAUCAAGAUCCACAAGAUUUGUCUCAAGAGCGUCUAAUUUUCUUCAAAAAAAAACUAUUUUGUUUGUAAUAAAUUUUGAAAAAAUACAAUUUUAAAGUCUCUUUCCGUUUAAAGUGAUUAAUUAGCUCAAUUGGUUAAGGCGCCUUCUACUGAAUGUAAUUCAAGGGUUCGAAUCUUCCCAACUGUGUUUUUUUUUCGAAAAAAUAAAUUGAAACAGUUGCUAUGGUAACGGUUACUAUGGAAAUUGCUAUGGUUGCUAAAAAUGAAAAUACUUUAUAUCUUCGAGACAAUGGACUUAAAUUUUUGAUGAAGUGGAAAUUAUUCAUCAUAUAUUGCAAAACAAUUACCCGGUGAUUCAUCUGUGACUAUUCUUAUGUUAAGAAUUUGAUGAUAUAAAAAUUUGCAAAAAAAAAAAAAAAAAAAUGGUGAUUACAGCCGCAAAUAUUCAAGAGUCAGGGACAAUGUUCUUAAGACCUUGUGGGACUCGGAAUUUAUAUAGACGCAAUGACGCAAUUUAAAUUAGGGUAACGUCUAAUGGACUCGAGACAUUCUUUAUAUAAAAAAAAUAUGUAAAGAAUGGAUUCAAUUAUUUUUUUUACCGGUGCUAAGAAGACUUUUUUUUUUGUUUUCGUUUUAUUUAUAUUGAAAUUUAAUUAUUGAUUAAGUAUAUAGAAAAAUUGAUCAUAAUUCGAAAAUGAUAAUUGGCAAUUAGUCAAACUAGUUAGUCAAACAAUAAAAACUCGUUGUUUUUUUAAUUCCUAAAUAAUUUAAAAAUUUGAAAAAAAAUUUUUUUUUUUUUUUACUUAAAAAGUAUAGAAAUGAAAAUAAAUUAUAUUUUCGAAUUAAUGAUUCUUUUUUUUCAAUAGCGUUAUUAAAAAGAAAAAAAAAAUUUAUUGUGUUCAAAUUAUAGUUGAAUAGUAGUCAUUUAAAUCAAUUUUGAUCUGUUAUUCCGGUUAUGAAUCCCUGUGAAAAAAAUUUGUUGUUUAUUGUGUUAACUUUACAAAAUGAAAAAAAAAGAAUUUAAUUUUAAAAAAAGUUGAAUUUAAUUUUUUUUCUCAUUGAAAAUUAGAACAAUUUUUUAAAAUUGUUAUAAAUUGGUCGUUGAUUUUAAAUAAUAAAUUGUAAUUACAUUAAAUGUAAUAAUUUUUACAAUUUUCGCUUAAUUUUUUUUUUUAAUAUUUUUUUUUUCACCCUUGCCAAAACGGAAAUACGUAUGCAGUCUAAAAUAAUUAAAUUUUGGAGUAAUAUUUAAAGUAGCCUUAUUCUAUUUUUAAUUAUCAGUAGAAAUUUUUUAAUAUUAUAAAAAAUUGAAAUAAAAAAAAAAUUGAUUGCGAAAAAUUGAAUACUUUUUUGAAUUAACAAACAUAAUUCAAAAUUGAGAAUAGAAGAGGGCUAUUUUAAAUGGCAAACAAUCCAAAUUCAAGCAAUUUAUCUUGGAACUUAACGACCAGGAAACAUGGAAAUGAGUAAUAAUUCUAUAAUACCGGACGAGUAUCUCACUCAUAGUACAUUAAAUACGUAAUUUGGUGUCAGGGUAGACCUUUCCGUAGAGUAGAGCCUGUUGUUGGUAUUGCUUAACUAGAAUACUUAUAAAAAGACAAAAAAAAGAAAAAUCGUAAUUAAAAAAAAUUUUUUUCCCACACAUAUCCCAAAAAUUAUCAAACAAAAUUUUUCGACGCAUCAAAAAAAAAAAAAAAAAUAUUGUUUAGAGAAAACUUUUUUAAAUCUCAACAUUUUUAGAUCUUAAGAAACUGUAUAAAAAUUCAAAGUUUAUAUAUAUAUAUAUAUAUAUAUAUAUAUAUAAAUAAAUAAUUAGAAUAAAAAAAAAAUGAUAAUUUUUGGGAUAAGUGUUGAAUGUAAAAUGCGACCUUAAAAAAUAAAAAAAAAAACGUAAUUACUUCGUAAAUGUAUAAUUCAAAUUGAUAAGCAUAUUAACUAAUGAAGAGAGUCCGCGUUAUCGUGCUCCGGAAGCAAGGAACGAAAAAUAGAAUACGUAUAAAAAUGUACGUAACAAAUUAAUAAAAAAAAUAAUAAUUAAUGAAAAAAAAAGACGACGACGACAAGCAAACUCUAAUAGACGUCCGAACCCAAGGUGAAAUCCCAUAUACAUAUAUAAAUAAAUAAAAAAAAAAAUUAUAUAUAUAUAUAUAAAUAUAGAGUAUCUAUGUAUAGGUAAACGUGAAGGAAAAUGAAUACUUUACCAUUAAUUAUAUCUAAUUAAAAUAUUAUUCUAAACAGUAUCCGUAUGUAAUUAAGACGCGUAUGCGAGUCCACACACGAUAUUCUCACGUAUAAUCUAUUAUAGCGAGAAGUACCCUAUUUGUAAUAGUAUUUAGAUUUUUUUUUUUCGAGGGAGCUCGCAGAAUCGAAGAUCGAAUGAGAAAAAUCUCGAUUUUUUUUUUAUGUAAGGGCGUGUUAGAACAAUUUAAAGGGAUAUUUGUCUUUAAGAUUUUUAUUCUUUUUUUUUUUUUUCAUUUUUGUAGAUUGAAAAAUUUUUUAAUUUUAUUACAAUACAAUUUUAGUAUUAAUUAAUAAUUUUGUAAAUUUAUUAUUAUUUUUAUUAUUAAUUAAUACUAAUAAUAAUUUUAUCAUUAAUUAAUAAAUUAAUAAUUAUUAUUAUGAAUAAUUUAAUCGAACGAGAAAUUGAAUAAAAUGUUAUUAAUAAAUAAAAUUAAAUAAAUAAAUUAAAAUUUUUUAAUUUAAAACACGAUCUAAAAAGGCAAAUAUUCCCUUUAAAAAAUAAUUGUAAUAUAGAUAUAUAUAUAUAUAUAAACGGUUCCGCGUACUUUUGAAUUGCUUUUUUUUCAGCCAUAUUUGGAUUAUAAUUAUUAUUAAAUUUUUCGCAAAACGUCAAAGAGUGUGAUCACGCCCGGCACAUGUAUACGGCAAAAUUUUUUGGAGCAGACAAAAAGUGCGUUUAGGUGACUUUGAAAAAUAAAAAAAAAAAAAAAAAAAAAAGAAAAAAAAAUGGUUCCGACGAAAUGGUGUAUCAAUUUUGUAGAAAGCUUUAUGAUAACCUUGUAUUAUGAUCUAUUAUCGCUAUAGUUACGUUUGAUGUUAUGUCGUUAAUUAUUAAUGAAGCGGUAGUGAGUAGAAACGAUGAAGUGGCGGCGCCGAUACGUCCGUAGACUCAUAAAAAAAAAAAAUAAAUAAAUAAUAAUAAUUCGUAUAAACGAGCGGUUUUUGUACAGAUUACACUUACUUAGAAUAUUUACUGUAAUUAAGGAGGCGAACGAAUAAGGAGCUUACAGGACGAUCUGCCAGAGUCAAAGAAUCUAAAACGUUUUUUUUUUUCUAUUUAUUAAACUAUCAUUUCGUUAUUAUUAUUAUUAUUAUUAAUAUUAUUAAUAUUAUUAAUAUUAUUAAUAUUAUUGAUAUUAUUAUUAAUAUUAUUAUUAAUAUUAUUAUCAUCGAAAUGAUAUGAUUUUUUUUAUCAAAAUAGUUUAAAAAAGAAUGUUCUCUUUUUGAAGAAAAAAAAAAAUUAUUGUAUCGUAUUUUUAAAAAAGCAAAAACUCUUUUGUAAAUAUUUAUUUAAUUCUCCUAUUUUUUCCCCCUUUGUGAGAGAAUGAGAGAGUGUUACUUUAGUAUUGUAAUUUGUUUUUUCUUUUUGUAAGAGAGAGAGAGAGAGAGAGAGAUAGGACACAUAAUGAGAAAAUAAAAUUGACGCAGACUGUCAAUUAGCAAUACCCUCUGUGAAGAGAAAUUAUUAAAGAAUGAAAGAAGAGCGAUUCUGUUGACCACAUAAUUUUUUUUUUUUUUUUUUUUUUUAUUGUUCAUGGUCGCCAGUGCUUUAUUGUUUGAAACCUUUUAUAUUUUUCCCGCCUCUGAUGGCGUGAAGGUGAAUUUUGUUUUUUAAAAAAAAGGAAAAAAUUAAUAUAAAAAAGAAACAAAAGAAGGAAAAAUAAUUAUUGCGCGGGCGCCGUCCACACUCAAAAAUAAUAAUAAUAAUAAUAAUAAUAAUAAAGCUUCCUGUCAGCUCGUCUCCGCAUGUUCGACUUUAUGAAAAAUAGCGACUAUUAUUCAUAUCAUAUUUAGCGUUUCUAUUUUCAUCCAUUCUCCAAAUAAAUCUUUGAUCAUUCCCUCAUCCAUUUUCCUCAUUCCCUAAUUCCCUAUUUCCCUAAUUUCCCUCUACAUUUAUUAUAAAAUAUAUGCAUAAAAACUAAUCUCACGCUAAAGUUCAAACUUACCGUUUUAUAAGUAAGAUAUACAAUGUUUUUUAUUCGAUGAACAGAUUUUUUUUUUCAUAACUACGAAAAUAUUUAAUUACCUCAGAGCCAAAGUUUCAAAUAAUUUUGAUAUUAAAUACAAAUAUUUUCCAUAAAAAAAGAUUUUUUUAUUUAAAAAAAAAAAAAAAAAGUUAUUAGGUUCUGAGAUUAUUAUUUUUUAUUUGCUUCAAAUAAAAAACAAAAAAAAUUAUUUAUUAAAAAAAUCAGUAGUCAAUUUUUGUUUAUUAAAAAAAUGUUCAACGAAUCGAAAACAUUGAAUAGUACAACAUUUUGCCCAACUUGCCAAACUCGCGACCAUAUUAAAAAAAAAGGUUCAAAAUGGGUAGGAUUUUUGAGACUAUAUAUAAUAAAAAGGCGUUGAGGACUUCUCUUAUCCGAAUUAAGAAGAUUAGUAAUGAUAAGAAAAAAAAAAAAACUAUAGAGUACGGCUCAAGGGAUGAUGAUAAUCGUGAAAUACCAAGAGGGAUGUGUGAUUGCUCGUAUGUUUGAGAAAAAUACUAUAAGCAAAAAAAUAAAUAAAUAAAAGAAUGCAUACAAAAAAAAAAAUAGUUUAAAAAAAUUUCCCAGUAAAAAAAUUGAGCGCUUAUUAUUCCAAUCCGUCUCGUGAAAAAAAUUGUUAUAUUUUCUUUAUAUCAUUGUUUAUUUAUAUGAACUGUUUAUUUUACUUUAUAUUUUUUGCGUAAUUGUUCAUUUUUUUUUUUUUUUUUUUUUUUUUUGUUAAUGUAAGAAUGAAAGAGAAAAAGGUACUGACAGACCAUGUAAGACUUAAUUUAGCUUCCGUAUUCUUGAUAGCAAAAACGAAAAAUUAAACCAGUGAUUAAAUAUAAGGAUGGAAAAAAAAUUCAUAGGGGGCGGGGGAGGGUUUUAGAAAAAUAAAUUCUGGGAUUUUUUUUUAGCAAUUUCCACAAAGGACGUAAAAAUGAAAAUUGCGCCAAAGAUUUGAAAAAAAAAAUUGUUUCCAGUGUUUCUAAAGAUUUUUUCUUUAGUUUCAAAAUAGUUAUAAAAAAGAAAAAGAAUAAACUCAUAAAAUUUGUUAAAUUAUGUGUUUUAAUAAUUUCUUGUUUUGUAACAAAAGAAAAAAAAAUAUUGUAAUUUGUUAAUUAAUGUGUUUUAAUAUCGAUUUUUUUUGUUUUCUAUAAACGGAGUACAAUUUUCAAUUAAAUAAUGUAAUUUUUGUUUUGAAUGAAUAAUUUUUGUUUUGAAAUGUACAAAUUUUGUUUGGAAUGUACAAAAAUUUUGUUUGGAAUGAAAAAUUUUGAGUAUUGUUAAUGUUAAGUGUCGGGGGGGUGGGGGUUGUUGUAAUAUGUUCACUGUUUUCUUUUUUUUUUUUUUUGUAAAAUAAUCACACAAUGAAUUUUGGUCUACGAUCUUGUUAUUUCGACAGGCAGCUAUUGUUAAUUAUUUCCCCUUGUUUUUAAUAUUUAGAUCACAUUUUCGAUUGCUUCGCUUUUCCUCGCUGCUUUAAUGUUUCAGUUUUUUUUUCUGUUUGUUUUAUAUAAAUAUUUAAGGGACAUACUUUCAAAUUUUUUUUUUUUUUGGUUUUUUUUUUUUUUGAAAGUAGCUCAAUGACAUUAUUAUAGUCUUCAUGUUUCGUUUGUAAUAAAAUAAUUUUUCUUUCGAAACAAGAAAAUAAUUUUUUUUUUUUGUUUUAUAUAUGAACGAAACGUGUGUGACUUGUAUUAAAUACAAUUGUUCUUGACGCACCGUAUAAAUAUGGUAUAAAAAUGUUUUUUAUAAUAUCUUCAUCUACGUCCAACAAUGUACAAGGAAUUUCGCUGUGGCAAAAAAAAAAAAAAAAUGAAUCCAAUUGAGAAAAGAAAUCAAAAUAAAAACUUUUUCUAAGAAAAAAGUCUUUUUUUUUCUCAAAUGGAAUCAAUAUAGCUACGAAAAAAAAAAUACGUAAAUAAAUGUAAAAGUUCUUUUUUUUAGAAAAAGAGAUUAUAGGCGAAUUUCCUGAAAACUUGGAUCUCUCUUUUUAGAGUAUAAAAAAUAUAAAUAUAUAUAUAUAUAAUAAUAAAACUGGUUCCAAUGAGCGUAAGUCUUUUAAUCAAGAGAUUUUUUCUCUUACGUGUUGUCUCGCUGUACCUACCCCCCCCCCCCAACCCCCCACUUUUUAUUAAACGAGUCGUGGAUAUUAAUUGAUAAUUCUCGAUGUAAAUAUUAACAUAACCUUAAUAAUAAUAAUAAUAAUGAUAAUAUAAUCGUAUAAUUGCCCGUGAGCUAAGAUUCGUGGAUCUCGCAAAUUUUACCCAUGGAAUACCCUAUUUAUGUAUAACACUUAGCAAAAUAAGAGAUCGUAGCUGUCCUACAAAUACCAUACAAUACCACGAUAAGUAAUAAAAAAAAAAUAAAAAUAAAGUCUCAUGUUUUAACUGAAACUAUUAAAAAAAAUUAGUAUUACCACGAUUGAUGGCGAGACGUGAAGAAUUAUGACGAGGAAUUAAUCCAGUGACAAUGAAUGUAAAUGUAUCCAUUUUUCGAAACUUGAUGUAGAAUUAUACUCGUAAGCUAUAAACUAUGAUACGCAGACGAAAUAAACUCGUAUAGUAAAUUAAAA